AGUCCAUAACCUGUGCACUCUCUCUCAUUUUAUAACCCGACUCGGAACAAAACCCGCUCCAUAUCUCUCUCUCCCUCUCUCUCUCGAAAUCUCUCCCACAUACAAACACAAUCGCUCCCAGCCAUGGCCUCCGCCGUCAGCGACCGCCCCCUCCCCCCAGAAUCAAUCCCCACCGUCGAUCUCCGCCUCCUCUCCCAAUCCGAACUCCUCGCUCUCUCCCUCUGCUCCUCCUCUGCUUUCAACCAUCACCCGCAAAACGACGUCGUUAUCCCCAAAAUCGAUCGCAGCGUUUUCAAUGAAUCCGCCGGCAGUCGAAAACAGACCUACUCUCGUCUCCGAUUAGCUCCGGCCUCUUCCUCUUACGCCUCGAUUUGUCGCCGCACUCCGCAUCUCCGUGUUCCGAAGCCUACGUCCAUCGAGACCGAUCCCGAACGCGCGGAGAAUGCGAAGAUUGUUUCGAUGCUCAAAGCCUUGUUUACGAAACAAGCUAAUCCAAACGGCGUCAGUUUAGCUAGCAUUGAACACACUACUCAUAUACCUAAUUUACCAAGUUUGCCGAGUUUGCCUAAUUUGCCUAAUCAAGCUGUUACGGUGGCGAAUUCAGGUGAUUUGAUGAGUGUUGAUGCGGUUACUACGAGUAAUUCGAUGAAUAUGGGUGGUGGUGGGGUGAAUACGAGUAAUUCAAUGAGUAUGAGUAAUUUGAUGAGUGGAGGUUUGAAACGGAAGAGAGGUAGGCCGCGGAAAGAUAAAGGUGUGGUGCCGGUGAUACGAGAGAUAUUCAAGUAUGAGAAGAGGGAGGAUGGUGUUGGGAGUUAUAUGGUGGAUGGUAUGAAUAUGAUUAAACGGAAGAGAGGAAGAGGUAGGCCGAGGAAGGACGAGAGUGUCCCUAUGUCUAUGUCAAUGGUGAUGCCUACUUCUACUUCUAUGGCUAUGGUGGUAGUUCCGGAGGCUAAGAAUGAGGAAAAUGAGGAUGAUAAGGAUGAUGUUGUUCAUGUGAAUAGUGUUGAGAGUGAUAAGGAGGUUUUAAAUUCGAAAGGCGUGGUAGUUGAUGUGGUACGGUUGGCUGAGUUGGAGGAUCCUUUUGGACCUGAAAUUAGGCGUAGGACAGAGGGGAUGUUGACAGAUGCCGAGCUGCUAGGGUUUUUGGAGGGGUUAGGUGGACGAUGGGGGAGUCGGAGGAGGAAGAGAAAAGUGGUCGAUGCUAGUUUGUUCGGGGAUUAUUUGCCAAAAGGGUGGAGUCUUUCUAUAUCUCUGAAGAGGAAAGAAAAACAUGUUUGGUUGUUUUGUCGGCGCUAUAUAAGUCCCAGUGGACGGCAGUUUAUAUCAUGCAAAGAAAUUUCUUCGUACUUGUUGUCAAUCUCUGGGUUGCAAGACGGUAAACAGUUAGAUUCUUCUCAUGGAGAAUGCAAAGUGGACUCUCAGAAUCCUGCAGGUCUUGCUGUUCUAGGGGACAACACAAAAGAUGACAGCCAAUCCAGGAACCACUCGAUCAGUGAAGUGGCAGGUGCAACAGAACCUACUCUUGAACAUGUGCAAGAUAAUGUUGGCUCUUCAUCGGUGGGUGAACUCCCUAACGAGGAUCAUUAUGCUGACAAGGAUAUCAAUCCAGAAAUAUUUGAUACCAAUGGUAAUAAAAAACUAGAUUCUGGUAUCGAUAACAGUAAGCUUGAGGGAAGUUUGAGGGUUGAAAUAUCUUCUGAUAAAAUCGGUUAUGAUCAGCAGCAUGAAGCCUUUGGCAAUCCAGACAUGCAAGCAGGAACAAUUGUAUUAGAUAGAGUAGAAACCAGUGAUCAGCAGGUUAAGGAUUGUCCUUCAAGUAGUUAUAAAGUAGAUAAUGUAGCUGAUGCUGAAAAACGAUCUUUGGGAUCAAAUUCAUGUUUGGGUUCUGAAGCAACCUUGGCUAUUAAUAGCAAUCAUGGCAUUCCAGAAUCCUCGGAUAGAAGUGCAGUGCUGUGUGUUCCAGAUGUGACCAACACAUGUUCUGUUGAGCAAGAAAAUGGUUUGCAAAUCUGUGCUCCUCCACGGAUAGAUGGCCAAACUAGUGUUCACCUUCCAAGUGAUGUUCUUGGAGACUCUGCAGCUGCAGAUGAGUCUGUUAGGAAAGGAGUUGCUGGAAAUCCUUUCUACACUGAGAAUAUGUCUUCUGCUAGCACAGCUAAUGAUCUAAAACUUGAUUCAGGGAAGUUUGCAACAGUGGAAUCGAUAUUUGGAUCUGAUGACAAUCAUGAUGAAGCGAAUAAGCAUUGUGUUACUGCAGUCAAGCCGGAUUUUAUAGUUGAAGGCACUGCUGUUUUUCAAUCUGGAAAUGAACACUUUGGCGGUAUUGAUAAUGUAAAAUACGGAAGUUUGAAUUUUGACCUGUCCAGGUCUGAGCAGAAGAUAUGUUCUGAUAGCAGUGUACUUGCUCCAUCUGGUGAUGAGGAAAUUUGCAUCGACAACAAUGUAAAAAAUAUUUCCACUUUCUCAGCAACUCCUGAUAAUAUGGUACUGAACUGUGAAAGCAAUGAGCGUAGUAGUUAUGCUUGUCCCCGGACAGAUGUUGUGGAUGUCCUUCAGGAUGAAAGCAAAUAUGGAAACUUUUCUAUACCGUCUUUGAGUCGGAGAAACCAAGCUGCCGUGGAAGUUGAACCUAGGCAAGGAGUUACUUUUAACAGUCUACUUUCUCUUUCUGGGCAGGAGAAAGCUAGCAGUGCUGAAAAUCUCGUAGAUUUACUUCCUACAAGACAUUCAGAUACUGCCGAAUUUAAUGAAGUUGAAACUUCUAGGAAUGCUGGAGUAAUACUUUCUUCUGGUAGAACUUACAAUGGUGUCGGUGCAAGUAUGUCAAGCAACAAGGAAAGAAGUCUUGAACUAAGCUCACUGCUUUCAUCUGGGAAAGGUGCAACAUUUGGUUCUGAAGACAAUGUUAGUGGAGUUGAUAAUAGAUCAGUAGAAGAGUGCAGACAGUUCUCUGGAAAUGGUCUACUGGUUGGGUCUUGUUUUGCGCAACAUCCUAGUAACGUAUAUACAGUCGACCAAAUUUAUAAUAGACCUGUAAAUGAGCUUAAAUUUGAUAAUGGGCUGAACUCAGGUAAUAAUGAUCUAGCUCUUGAUUUCGGUGACCCUCAUGCAGGAUUGUUUGCUGAUACCACUGAUCUUGAGAAUGAGAAGUAUGCUACAAAUUGUUCUGCUAUCCCAACAAGGAUUGAACAAAACAUUGGCGCCCAAAUAAAUGUAAACAGGGUCAAUGAUAAUUUUGUUGAGGAGCAGGGAAUAAGUUCCUUUAGCGAUUUAUUUAGUUUAUCAUGCAAUGGGAAACUCUGGGGUACUGAACCCAACUUUAAUCAAGCUUACAACAGAAGAUGGGAAGUGCCUGAUGUGAAUGAGGUUGGAACUUCAAAAAACAAAAAAUACAUGGUUGAUUUUAGUGCUGCUAAUGCACAGCCUGCUGAGAACGUCAUGCCUGGGGGUGGUAUUUGGAGAGCUGGUGAAGAUGCCUUUCAGAGUAGUAUGGCUGAUCUCUCAAACCCUCCAGCGCAAUCAACUACCCCCUUUUGCACCUUUGAUAUACUCUCGGAUAAGGCUGAAGAUGGUUUGUAUAGACUUGGUGACAAGUAUAAUAGAGGAUCAUGUUUUGAAGAAUUAGGAUCUGGCAGAACUGAACCUGUAGAAUUUAGUUUCCUAACUGCGCCAAAUUCGACUUCUUUUCAAGGUGUUCCAGACAAAAAUCCAUAUGGCACGGGAAUGGAACAACCUUAUGGUUCCUCCUAUUGGAUUGGAAAGCAUGACCUGGUGCAAAAUAUUCCUUCCAGGAGUCAAGUUACGACAUUAUGUGUCUGGUGCAGAAAUGAGUUCCAUCACGAGCCUGUCCACCCUGGAACACAAGCUGCAAUAGGAUCUAUGUGUCCAACUUGCAGGUCGAGGAUUUCGGAGCAGGUCAAUGCGUUGUAGUAUGAGAUGACAUUUACUUAGAAGGAUAAUGCUUUCUGCAGUAGAAAACUGAACCCAAGCUAGGAUCUCAUAUAGAAGGCAACGGAGAUACUGCGAGGAGUGGAGAGGGAUUCUUCAGCUUGUUCUUGAAUACUUGGCUCACUCAACAAGUUCUUUAGUCCUGGAAAAGUCUUUUUUACAUUAACUUAGGUUAUUCUUCAUUCUCGCAAUUAUAUUUUCUUCAUUCAAAAAAUUCUGUAGUGGAUGAAAUGCUGUAAUAUUUGAUGCAGUUUUGGCAGAGUAGUGAUGUUUGUGGUACAUAUCUUAUGUUUGUCCAUUCUGCCUCCAAGACAGAACCAGGAUUUCUCUGUUGCUUGCAGUUUAUGUGAUGAGGACAUUAUAGUGUAUGGAUUACAACAAUGUACUUGUAGUUUUUUUGCUGCUUUUCAUUUGUA
Molecule: messenger RNA, 4364 nt
Organism: Daucus carota subsp. sativus
Lineage: Eukaryota; Viridiplantae; Streptophyta; Magnoliopsida; Apiales; Apiaceae
Exons: 5
Coding region: 124-3930 (1268 amino acids)
Molecular function (GO): DNA binding
Source: RefSeq, a predicted model, not a curated record